Plasmodium falciparum 3D7 is the source of this 2982-nucleotide messenger RNA. It is a transcript of the gene PTEX150, whose product is annotated as translocon component PTEX150. NCBI's taxonomy places the organism in Eukaryota, Apicomplexa, Aconoidasida, Haemosporida, Plasmodiidae. The record is from RefSeq and is a predicted model, not a curated record.
AUGAGAAUAAUAAUAUUAGCCUUGUUGAUCGUUUGUACCAUAAUUAAUUAUUAUUGUGCUGUUCAAAACAAUGGAAAUAAAAGUUUGAAUGUAAUGCCUACUUGUAGUAUGCCUGGAAAUGAUAGUGAUAGUAAUGAUAAUGAGACAGGUGAUGUAGAUAAUGAUAAGAAUAAUGAAUUAGGAAAUGCAAAUGAUAAUAAUGAAAUGAAUAAUGAAAACGCGGAAUCAAAAAAUAUGCAAGGAGAGAAUUCAAAUAAUCAAGAACAAUUAAAUGAAAAUGUACAUGCUAAUGAUGAUGCCAUGUAUGAAGGGACACCUUCAAGCGAUAAUCCUCCACAAGAAAAUGUUGAUGCAAAUAAUAAUGAGCAAGAAUAUGGUCCCCCACAAGAAGAACCAGUAUCUGAAAAUAAUGUAGAGAAUGUAGAAGUUGCAACAGAUGAUAGUGGUAAUGAUAAUAUUAAUAAUAAUGAUAAUUUUAAUAAUAAUGAUAAUUAUAAUGAUAAUGAUAAUUUUAAUGAAGAACCACCUUCUGAUGAUGGAAAUAAAAAUGAAGAUGAACUCACUGAAGGAAACCAAUCUGAUGACAAACCUAUGAACGAAGAAGAAGCUACUAUUAAUGAAAUGGGAAAGAUAACUAACCCUUUUGAAGAUAUGUUAAAGGGAAAAGUUGACGAUAUGGAUAUUGGAAAAAUGAUGAAUAAAGAUAAUUUACAAUCAUUUUUAAGUUCAUUAACAGGAAACAAAGAUGGUAGUGGAAAAAAUCCACUUAGUGAUAUGAUGAAUAUUUUUGGUGUACCACAAACAGGAAAAGAAGGUGCAGAAGGAGGAGUAAAUAAAGAAAACCAAAUGAAACAAAUUAAUGAAUUAAAAGACAAAUUAGAAACAAUGUUAAAAGGUGCUGGUGUAAAUGUAGACAAAAUUAAAGAUAGUAUUAAAAAUAAUGAUUUAUUAAAAAAUAAACAAUUAUUAAAAGAAGCUAUUUCAAAAUUGACGUUAGACCCUUCAAUGAUGAAUAUGUUAAAUAAUAAAGAUGGAGCUAAUGGAAAACCGUUCGAUAUAAAUCCAGAUAGCAUGAUGAAAAUGUUUAAUGCACUUUCUAAUGAAAAUGGAAAUCUUGAUGACUUAAAAAUGAAACCAACUGAUGGAUCUUUUGAUUCAUUUAAUGAUGGUGUUGAUAAUAAUUUAGUUCCUUCGAAUCCUAAAGGACAAAAUAAUAAUGAAGAGGACGACGAAGAAGGAGGUGAUGAUGAUGAUUAUGAUGAUAAAUCAUUCGUUGUAAAUUCUAAAUAUGCUGAUAAUUCCUUUGAAGAUAAAUUUAAUACUUUUGAUGAAAAGGAUGAUGAUGUUAAAUAUGAAUUAUUUGGUGAAAAUGAAGAAGCAGAAGAACUUAAUAAUAAUACAACUACUGCUUCAUCCAAGGGCGAUGCAAACAAUAGUGUAAACACACAAGAAGGAGAAGGAGAAGAAGAAUCUUUUUCAGCAAAUGAAGAAAAUAUAAAUAAUAAUAACAAUCAUAAUAAUAAGAACUAUAAUAAUUAUAAUACUAGCCAACAAGAAGAGGAUGAUAACAGUUUUAAUGAAAACGAUGAACCAUUAAUAUCGUCAUCACAAUUUGAUAAUAAUAAGAAAAAUAAAAUGUCAGUUUCUACUCAUAACAAAAAAUCCAAAAAUCUUAUGGAUUCUUUAGAUUUAGAAAGUACUAACUAUGGAUCAAAUUCUUCAUCAUCCAUGAGCAACAAUUAUAACAGUAAAAAUAAAAAUAGCAAGAAAAAUAAUAAAAAAAAAUCAUCACAGAAAGAUUAUAUAAGAACAGAUGGUAAAGUUUCAUUUGAUAUGGCUACAUUGCAGAAGACAAUAAAAAAUUUUGGUGGUGCAGAUAAUGAAAUCGUACAAAAUAUAUUAAAGAAAUAUGUAACCAUAGAUAAUGAUGAUGACAACGAUGCAGACGAAGAUGAAGAUGAGGACGACGAUGAUGAUGAUGAUUUGGAUGAAGAUGAAUUUAGUGUUAAAGAUAUUAAAAAAUUAAUCGAAGAAGGUAUUUUAGAUUAUGAAGAUUUAACAGAAAAUGAAUUAAGAAAAUUAGCUAAACCUGAUGAUAAUUUCUACGAAUUAUCACCAUAUGCAAGUGAUGAAAAAGAUUUGUCAUUAAAUGAAACUUCAGGAUUAACCAAUGAACAAUUGAAAAACUUCUUAGGACAAAAUGGUACAUAUCAUAUGAGUUAUGAUUCCAAAUCUAUUGAUUAUGCUAAACAAAAGAAAUCAGAAAAGAAAGAGGAUCAACAAGAAGAUGAUGAUGGAUUCUAUGAUGCCUAUAAACAAAUUAAAAAUUCUUAUGAUGGUAUUCCAAAUAACUUUAACCAUGAGGCCCCACAACUUAUCGGUAACAAUUAUGUAUUCACAUCUAUAUAUGACACUAAAGAAAAUCUAAUAAAAUUCUUAAAGAAAAAUAGUGAAUACGAUUUAUAUGAUGAUGAUGAUAAAGAAGGUGGAAACUUUAAAUCUCCUUUAUAUGACAAAUAUGGAGGAAAGUUACAAAAAUUCAAAAGACAAAGAGCUUUUAAUAUACUUAAACAAUGGAGAGCUAAAGAAAAAAAAUUAAAAGAAAAGAAAAAGAAAGAAGAAAUGGAAGAAAAUAAAGAAUUCGACUUUUCUAAAAAUUAUAAUUUUUCAUCUAAAAAUGAUGGAGGUGUUACUAUGUUUUCAAAAGACCAACUUGAAGAUAUGGUAAAAAAUUUUGGAGGAAAACCAAGUGCUCAUGUAACUGAUUCUUUUUCACGUAAAGAAAAUCCAUUUGUCCCAACUAAUACAAAGAAUAAUUCAAAUGAUGAUGAUGAUAUGGAUAAUGGAUAUGUUACCUUUGAUGGAAAAAAUAAGGUCUCAGAAAAUGAUGACGAUGAAAAAGGAAAUAACAAUGAUGAUGAAAAUGAUAACGAUGAUUCUAAUGAUGAAGAAGAAUUGGACGAAGAAGAGGACGACAAUUAA